This is a messenger RNA of Maniola jurtina (meadow brown), 5545 nucleotides long. It is a transcript of the gene Hepa, whose product is annotated as heparanase-like. The record is from RefSeq and is a predicted model, not a curated record. Gene Ontology annotation, molecular function: hydrolase activity, acting on glycosyl bonds. Lineage: Eukaryota; Metazoa; Arthropoda; Insecta; Lepidoptera; Nymphalidae. The coding region runs from base 320 to 1864 and encodes 514 amino acids. Gene Ontology annotation, cellular component: extracellular matrix; membrane. The transcript has 2 exons.
GGCAGGCAUGGCAGGAAUGUGGCAGGAAUUCUAAAAGAAUUGCCCAGAGUACAAAUCGGUACAAAUCACUGCAAUUGCCUGUCUGAGGCUGAGUGUUGCUUCUAAUGUGUAUUCUAAAGAGUGUAAAGGCUAAAGAAUUUGUAGAAAAGAAAAGUUUAAAGUAAAUAAUAUAUAAAGGUGCUUACAGUAAACUUUCAGUGAUAAUUUACUCUAAUUUUCUACCAUGUUUUUUUCACAACUUAAUUUCUAUUUGGGUGCCACUAUUGUAGCUUUCUCGUAAUGCCUUAAAAAUACCAUACGCAUUACAUCUUCUUUUAAAAUGUAUUCUAAUAAACGCUUGGUUGCAACCUGUGCGUUAAUUUUUUGCUGUAACAUAGCACUGCUCGCAGUAUUUGUGAAGUAUAACAUAGGUGAAAAAUGUUACGUUACAAUCAAUGAAAAGCAAGAAGUUACAUCAAUAUUACCAGAAGACUUUCUGAGCAUUGGCAUUGAUGCAUCCGAAAUCCAAAAUCAUGAUAAAGUAGACUUUAUGAAGAGUAAACUUCGAGAGUUGGCCGCUGCUUUGGCUCCCGCUAGGUUGCGACUCGGAGGCACCAUGUCAGACCGAUUAAUAUUCAGCAAGGACGACAUUCCCUCUUUAUCGUGUAAAAAGUGUCCAGCGACACCAGAAACUGAAGAUGUUUGUGUGGCUGUUCAAGAAUUAUGCAGGCAAAAAUUCCUACCUUUCUUUAUUAUGACUGGAAACAAAUGGACAAAAAUAAAUGAAUUCUGUAAGGCAACCAACUUAAAACUAUUGUUCCCUUUGAAUGUUCUCAUCCGUAACAAUGAAGAGUGGAAUGACCAAAAUGCCAUUGAACUUUUAGAAUAUUCUAAAUACAAAAAUUUUAGUAUUGAUUGGCAACUUGGCAAUGAGCCUAAUUCUUUCCCCCAUGUUUUCAAUAUCAGCAUCAGCCCUCGCACACUAUCUCAUGACUACAAAAAGCUUCGGAAACUUCUUAACCAUCAUGGAUACAAGAAAUCUUGGCUGGUUGGCCCUGAUACUACAAGACCACAGGAAAAUAGGCCAAACUGUCUUAAUUAUAUGGUAGAGUUCUUGGGCAAUGUUUCUCAUCAUAUCAAUAUAAGAUCCUGGCACCAGUAUUAUCUAAACAGCAGAACUGCCAAGUUAGAAGAUUUUUGGAACCCAGAUACUUUUGACUUGCUCAAGGAACAAAUCGAAACAAUGCAAAAUCACACCAAGAAAUACCGCCACAUUCCCAUGUGGCUGACUGAAACUAGUAGUUCCUAUGGUGGUGGUGCUCCGGGGCUGUCAAACUCUUAUGCAGGCUCACCACUCUGGAUAGACAAAUUGGGUUUAUCAGCAAAGUACAAUAUUACAACUGUGAUACGACAAAGUUUUAUCGGAGGUAACUAUAGUAUGAUUGAUGAUCAGUUGGAGCCGUUACCGGAUUGGUGGGUCAGUGUACUUUUCAAGAGAUUGGUGGGCAACAAAGUCUUACAUCUCAGUUGUAAAUGUUCACCGUUUCAAAGGAUUUAUGCUCAUUGUGCCAAUAGAAAGUAUACAAAUGAUACAACAGCUAUAACAAUUUAUGCUAUAAAUUUGCAGUUUGAGAAAGCGAAGUUUCUUCUUAAUGGGACAGCAUUUCAUGGUGACAACUUAAAUAUUGACGAAUAUAUAAUAAGUGCACCAUCUAAUAAUAGAAGAACGAAAACUGUGCUACUAAAUGGGUGGCCACUCUAUUAUGACUCGUCAUACCCAGACUUACAACCUCAUCGCAUGAAGUAUGGCAACCAUAUAUCUAUGCCACCAUACUCUAUUGGAUUUUGGGUCGUGAAAAAUACAUCCAUUAAAAUUUGUAAGUAAAUGUCGCACACUUGAAGACAGGUAUGGUUAUUUUUAUUGUAAGUAUCUACUUAUCUUUACUACAAUUUUUAUAUAUUUUACGUCAUUUCUGUAAUUGCAUUCCAGUGAUACAAUGAUGCCUUUUUAACAUGUACUAAGUAAUAUUGGUAAUGAUUCUGAGUGCAUCUAAAUUUUGGGGUAUUUGCAUCUUAUUCUUACCAAUGUAAUAAGAAAAACAAAAAAAACCUAUCUUGGUUUAGACCUCUCAAACCUCGUAACUUACGGUGCCACAGAACACACUAAAAUUUAGCCUUUUUAAAAUUCAUGUUUCAUCCUUUUUUAGCACUAUCAAUAAGAAAAAGAUGCAGGUUCUCUAAAUUUAGUUUAGAGAAAAACAUCAGAAUCAGAGUUAAAAAUUAAUACAUAAGAUUCCAACAAAAAAGCUUAGUGAUUAAGCAAGAUUGAUAUGAUUGAAUUUUGAUAUGAAAUAUAUACUAUUCAGUUUUCUAUUAAUAGCUAUAAAGUUGCCAAAGCUUAUAGUUUAUGGAACCACAAGGAACUAGGUAUUAUGAAUAUUACAAAAUUACAAAUAUGUUAUUAUAAUCUCAUCACUUUCUCAGUAAAAACUAUUUACAUACAUUAUGUACAUACCUACUUACUUGAAUUUUUGCAUUUUUCGUAACUAAAUAAUGGUAACAGUGUUAGCGCUUUGAACUUAGCUAGACAACAAAAUAAGUGUAAGAAUAGUUUAGAAUAUUAUUCUGUUAGGUACCUUAAAUCUCAUGACGUUUUCUCAUAUUGUAUAUUAUUAUAAUAGGAACUAGUAACUAGUUGAUGACUGUGACUUGAUAUGCAUUUAUUUAGGUUUUGAAAAAUCCUCUGAGAGCUUUUUAAUUUUCUGAGAUAAAAAGUAGCCUAUCUUAAUCUCCAGAUUUUUUAAAAAUAACUUUUUUUUUUUUUUUGAGGAACAUGGGUUUAAUAAAAUCUAUCAUACUCCUUCAUAGAUAAGCCCACUUCCAUCUUAGACUACAUCAUCACUUACCACCAGGUGAUAAACCACCACCAUUACCACCAGGGGAUAAGGUGAUAAAGGAGGUGAUCCAAGGGCUGACUUGUGUUUGAAUAAAAAAAAAUUGUAUUGUAUUUGAAUGAUAAAAAAGCUCACUUUCACAUUUAUAAUAUUAUUAGUUAUAAGACUGGUUUUACUGUGACGCUUACCGACCGCGCGGGUGGUAAGUGCGGUGGCCGAAUUGCCGUCAGCGCGGCCAUCCGCGCGACUAUGUGACGAUCCAAGAGACGCAAAGCUCGUGGCCCGCAACGCUUACCAACCGCGCUGGCGAAAGCGUCACUGUAAAACCACACUAAAUGCUAUUAGUAAAUAAUACUUAAUAUUACUUACCAUAAAAUGUAUUUUUUUAGUGUCAAAAAAUUCAGUAAGUAUGUACUUAAUAAUGCAAUACAAUUCCUUAUUCUAUUGGUAUAUAAUAUUUAUCAUAAUUCUAGCUUAAACUUCAUAAUUUAAAGAAGUUUAAUACUUCUACCAAGCUACAAAUACAGCUAUGAAUGAGUACAGAACCCUGCCUUAUGCAUUAUUUAUAUUAUUAUGAUCUGAUAUGCAAGUGAUCAGUUAUUUAAGAAUUUAUUUUGUUUACUUAGUUUUGAACAUUUAUCUCUUUUUCCUUAAAACACAAUCUCAUUGUAUCCUAACCACUGUGGGUAAUAUUGUGAAAAGUAGGUAAGUAAUAGGAUAAAAACCUAUAAAAUGUUCCAUUCACAACAUAAUAUGACCACAAACAGCGUAAGUAGUAACUUUAUCAUAGCACAAAAAACCAAUUUAAAAAAAAUUGUGAUUUUAAUUGUAACUAGUAUCUUUGAUUUUAAUUAAUUAUUAAAAACUAUUUAAAUGGUUCAAAUCCUAAAUAUCCCCACAAUUUAUAUGUUAUUACAUCUACCUAUCUUUAUAAGUAAGCACAAUUUUUUUAUCUGCUCAGAAUAUUUUAAUAUACUACUUAAAUAUAAUAAAAAUUCUAGAAAGAAAUAAAUUUAGAUAUUAAUAUUAAAGUUUAAUUUGAAGUAGGAAACAUUUUACUACAUUGUAAUAUUUUUAUUAAGUGACUUUAUUGUGCUUUUGCAAUGUAAACACAUAAUAACUCCAAUAUCUAUAAUAUCUAUAUAAUAUUAUAUAGGUACUUGAAUUGUUAUUUGCAUAUUGUCUUGACUUUAUUAUAUUUAUUACUUGACAAUCAACCUUGCACGGAAAGUACUUUGAAUGACAUUGAACUGUAUAUCUAGAGACUAGACCUUAUUGUGCUAGAUGAAAGUCUACACUCAUUGUUAUGUGAUAACAAUAAUAUGCUAUAUUGCUACGAUUUAUUUUAGUUUAUUGAUGUACAUUUGAUACUAUUGUAUCUCAGAUUUAUGUCGAGGACAGAUCUAAGGAGAUCGCCUACCGCGACUUUUUGCAGGAAUACAGCCGCAAAAAGGUCGCGAUACAGUGAAAGCGAUGCGUCGCCGGCCCAUUUAACUUUGCCAACGAGUCUAUACCAGGUGCAGAUCCAGCCCUCAAAAAAGGUUGUAGGCACACUGUACAGCCGCCCGAAAAUCGGCCAAGUGCGAGUCGAAGCAUGAACUCGCUCAUGAUUCAUGAAUCAUGAUCGAUAAAGUGUUUCUACAAAGGAGAUAUGUAUUUACAAAAUUUUGACCCUGACCAAGAUUUUGUAGAGUAGGUACUCGUACCUCUAGUACCACGAGGGCAAAGCCGAACACUACUACACAUUUUUUUACAAUUUUAAAUGAUAUCAAAUUAAAUAAAUGCCGACCGCGUGAAAGUGUUACGUCACAAGUGUAUAGGGGUGUGGGCACGAUUUCCCAUAACAUUGAUCGUUAAUCAUAAAUUUUAUUAGACCAUAUGAAUUAUUAGGUACAUUGUUUAUUAACCAUAUCAUGGUAUGACUUGACCCAAUGGAUGAAGGAAUGGAGAUAGUCUGACGAUAUGGCCACUAAACGCACGGCAAUUUCAUGAUAUGGCCAAGUAAACGCACAGCCAUUUGGUAUGGCCAAGCAUAACAUUAAAUAUAAUUUGCGAUAUACUUACGUAAGUAUAUCGCAAAAAGUUACAAUUACCUCGCACUAGAGCGGAAAACGUCUUGUUUACGCGGCGACUGUUCAAAAAAAUUUGUCAUUUUACACGCAACACAAAUGAAUAAUGAUUCCGCUAACUCAGUGUGUAACACUCAAUAAUAGCCACUAUCAUUUGACAUUUAUUUUUAAUUUAUAAAAGAAUAUUAGCCAUUUUUAUCAUGACUAAUUUUCCCCUUUCCCCUCCAACUAAUCGUAAAGCUUGUACUAAGAGUAGUAACGACAAUAGGGCAAAAGGUGGGGUUUGAACCGCCUAUACGUUGCUGAUUAGAUAGAUACUCAGUCUGAGAAUCUGGGUUUAAAACUAUAAUUGUAUGUCCGUAAUUAAUAUGUAAGUAGGUAGGUAUUUACCAAAUUACCUACCUAAAACCUAUGUUGGCCUUAAACUUGUUACAACUUACAAUCCAGUUAAAAACAAUUGAAUGUCACUUUGAUAGUGAAAGAUUUUAUGCGUGGGUUUUUAGGUAUCAAUGUUGGAUGAUGGAUCCGUAUUUUUUCAGGCUAUGCUCGAUGUUUCUUGUAUUAUAAUGCUAAUUGUAUUUAUUAAAAUUUUUACGAUGAAUA